GAGGUAUCACUUUGUCCACAAGGGGGCGCCAGAAUCGAUACAAAACAAAAGUUCCUCACAGCAGCUUUAACAACCCAAACCGUGGCUCUCUUUCUUUUCUAUGACACUCCCAAUCUAUGCCCAGCUGGAUUCGGUGGAAUCGCUGUUGGACGAACUACCAUAUAUGUUUUAUUUGGGCCUGUUCUUUGUGAACGUCCUGAUCCUCUACUAUGCCUUCCUCAUGGAGUACAUCGUCCUGAAUGUGGGGAUAGUGUUCCUGCCUGAGGACAUGGACCAGGCGCUGGUGGACCUCGGGGUGUUGUCCGACCCAGCCUCUGUCCCUUAUGACACUGACACGGAGCUGGAUGUGUUUGAGGGGUAUCUCGAGUGACAGGACGGUCCUAGAGGAGGAAGAGGGGGAUGAAGAGGUGGUGGCCUGGGGGAGAAUGAGCCUUCCUUGGGCAGUGAUGGAAAGUGCCCAGAAGUGGAUGCUGCCUUUUUAUAGAGCGGACAAAUCAGCAAAAAAGUUGUCCCGGCUGAAAACGAGGUAACCCACGGAGGAGAUUCAGCAGCCAAAUGUUCAGCGACGGCCCCCCGGGAAGAGCACUCUGCACUGGAUAAGCUGUCAGUCUGCCGCCUCUCUAAAAAGCAAUCAAUAACGGCAUCCAGUGCACCCUCGCUUUAGACACAAUGACAGAUGAAAAAGGAAGCAACGGUGUGAUGCAAACAGAAAGAGACAGCUGGUUCCUGCGGAUGUCAAGUGAACGCUGCGAUAGAUGAGGAGCAUGACUCAGGCCGGGUCAGGCUCGGUGCAUCUGAUGGGACUGAACUGAGGCUGUGCAGAGCUGGCUGCUGAAUGAAGUGACCCAAACUCUCACACUUGAGUCCUACGCAGUGUGACAUCUCAGACGAACUGUUAAAGAGAAGGAAAAUAAUGCCACAUUUCAAACAGCUGCUCCUUCUGAAGCUGUCUUUGCAGACGAAGUCACCUGAGUGGACUGAAUUUAAAAUGUGUCCUUUGAGGCUGGCUGAUGUUUAUGUCUGCUUCAGGGAUGUACACACUCUCAGGAGUACUGUUACGAGACUUGACACUAACGCUGGACAGGCCGAAAACUGUAGGACUUACAAGCUCUCCUUUAAAUCAGGAUCACCAUGCUACACGCUGCACUCUUAUCAAACAGUAUUGAAGUAUUUAGAGGAGUAGAAAUAUGAAAGUAGAAGUUUUGUAGUUUCAUGCACAUUUACUUUUUCUCUGCAGAAAGUUUCUGCCGGACACUUUAGCUGGUUAGAAACAGACUGAAAUAAUAAUAACGACUCUUUAUGAUCUGCAAAAGUGAACCACACAAAGACAGAAUGCUCCUUUAAAGUUAUUCUAUAGGUUGACCUGCCUGUCGACUCAGCUGUGCCCCCAGUCAUGCAAAUUUAAGUUCAACUCUUACCCUUUAAAUUGUCUUAAAGGAUGCAUUGUAAAGAAAUCACUCCUGCACAGUCUGAAGGAAUAACCCUAAAUUAUUUUUGAACCAUCUGUAGCUUCAUUAUUCAACAGACGCUGCUGUAUUAUGAAGCCUCUGUUGAUGAUCAAGGCACAGCUCUGUCCACAGGGGGCGCCAAAUCAACAGUAACAGUUUGUUGAGCAGCACGUGUGUCAAACUUAACAGUCUGUGUAGUUACAAAGACUGAAGACUCACAGAAGAUGAAGAAAUGCUGAAAAUAUUUAACUUUUUUACUUUUAUUUGUUGCAUUUUAUUUUAAUUUCAUUGUUGGAGUUAAAGCAGAGACUCAUCCUUUGUGUGUGUGUUUAAAAACAAUCAGUCCACUUUUAAACACUCUUAUAUUUUUAUUCUUGACAGCAAUAACGAGCGGACUUUAACGAUGUGGAUUUAAAUGAAUGAGAGUGUGAGAGCCACUGAACACGUCUUCCAUCCAUGUGUCAGGUCUGGUUUAGAUGAGCCUGAUUAAAGUGAAGGUUCUCUUAGCAUUGAAAGUACUGUUCCAGGUUUGGGGAGCAUUCAGAGCCCAGCUGGUUUCAGAGAUGUUCAUUUUCAGAAGCAGCACAGAGGAGGGAUAUUUUCUUAUAGCAGACUUUUAGUAUCUGAACACACACACUGUGCAUCGUAUUCAUCGCAUCCUAGAAGCUGUAGAGACUAAAACCAUCCUGAAACAUUUUGCACUUGCACGUUUGAAACUCCAAACAAGCAUCAGUCCAGGGUUUCUUUGCCUGACAGUAUUUAAAAUCACAUCCUGCGUGACAUCCUUCCACAGAGAGGGAUCUGCGGUGCUGCACUCACUUCAGAUGUCGUAUGGAACAAAGUAACGCCUUCUGCACGCUGGAGGUCAGGGUCAGGGUUCAAGAGGAGAGGCUAACUGGAGAGCAGGGAUGUGAGGAGAGUUAGAACUACGAGACCACGACUGUUUCAAAGAGUUCGACGUGUAAUGAUGGCUGAAACCAAAUUUUAUGAUUUCUUUUUCCAGGAAGCAAUAAUAUCUGAGGACACUUGCAAUGUUUUGAUAGUUUUUGCAUUUGUGUGAAUCAGUGUUCUUCAAGAAAUCUAUUUUUGGCAUUGAAAAAUCUAAAACAGCAUUUAGAUCACGACACUGACGCUCAGGAUCCUUGUAUACAAAAAGUACGUCAAACAUUUUGGUGUGGAGGUGAAUCAGAGUCAGGACGGGGUUCAGGGUGCUAUCUGAUGUAUGACCGGAGGCCGUGAUUGUAUUAUGAAUCAGCUGUGAUGAGAAGGGAUGCUGGUUUUUGUAUUUGUGCCGUUCUCCAGGCGCGACGCCACGCUCAGAAGUACCUAAUGAGACUGGAGGAGACUGUGACGGUUAUCGACUGACUGCUUGUGUCAUCCCUCCACCCCUGCUUCACUGCAGACCUGCUGCAAUAAGCUUUGGAUCCAACAGAGUUUUAUUUUCAAACAUGUACUUAAUAAACUUUUAGCCAACGCAA
Messenger RNA from Notolabrus celidotus (New Zealand spotty), 2926 nucleotides. RefSeq names its product Dexi homolog (mouse) (gene dexi). NCBI's taxonomy places the organism in Eukaryota, Metazoa, Chordata, Actinopteri, Labriformes, Labridae. The transcript has 2 exons. The record is from RefSeq and is a predicted model, not a curated record. The coding region runs from base 101 to 370 and encodes 89 amino acids.